This is a messenger RNA of Sebastes umbrosus (honeycomb rockfish), 3161 nucleotides long. It is a transcript of the gene dgke, whose product is annotated as diacylglycerol kinase, epsilon. NCBI's taxonomy places the organism in Eukaryota, Metazoa, Chordata, Actinopteri, Perciformes, Sebastidae. The transcript is spliced from 11 exons. The coding region runs from base 283 to 2013 and encodes 576 amino acids. The record is from RefSeq and is a predicted model, not a curated record. Gene Ontology annotation, molecular function: ATP-dependent diacylglycerol kinase activity.
GACUCUCUGAUGAAGCUGAAGUAUCGCGGUAGCUCAUUGGCUCGUCUUCUUGUUUAGAUCUAGGUGUACAUGAACCAGGUUUAGAUCGGAGCUGAUCUUAGUGCCCGUGUCCUGCUGGUGUCUGUGAACAUGCGUGUGUCGGGGGUAAGGUGGCGUGCGUCCUGCGUCCUGUCUCCACGAGCAUUGUUUCCGUAGCUCUGCUCCUCACUGAUCUCCGCUCGUUAGCAUCACCAUCAUCACCAUCAUCACCACCAUCCUCAUCCUCUCUACCUUUCAGCCGCGAUGCACAAGGAGGGUGACGAGGUGCGGGACGACUGCGGCUCGCGGGACGAGUGGACGCUGCUGUUCUGGACCUCCGUGGCCGUCAUCGUGCCGGUCAUCAUCACGCUGUGGUGCAGCACGCAGCGCUCCAAGCGGAAAACACACAUGAAAGACUUCUUCCGCAAGAGCAAGCACGGCUGGCACUACACGGACCUGUUCACCAAGCCCACCUACUGCUGCGUGUGCUCCCAGCACAUCCUCCACGGGGCUUUCUGCGACUGCUGCGGCGUGUGCGCCGACGAGCAAUGCCUGCGGCGGGCCGACCGCAGUCUGCAGUGUAAAGAGAUCAUGGCCCCCUGUAGUACCGGAGGAGACAUGGAGCACCGCUGGGUCCGAGGAAACGUCCCUCUCGCCAGCUACUGUGAGGUCUGCAAACAGCAGUGUGGCACCCAGCCCAAGCUCUGCGACUUCAGGUGUGUGUGGUGUCAGACCACAGUGCACGACGACUGCAUGGACAGCCUGCCGGAUGCAGACCCGUGUGAGCUGGGCGAGUUCCACAGCCUCAUCAUCCCUCCCCACUACCUCCACCGCGUCAACAAGCUGCGCCGCAGGCACCCCGACGAGUACAGCAAGCUGGCAUCUUCCUGUGGCAGUGGCUGGACUCCAGUGUUGGUCUUGGCUAACACACGUAGCGGUAACAACAUGGGGGAGGCUCUGCUGGGAGAAUUUCGCACCAUUCUGAAUCCUGUGCAGGUGUUUGACCUGUCUGAGCUGACUCCCUCUAAAGCCCUCCAGCUGUGCACCCUGCUACCCCCCGGCAGCGUGCGGGUGCUGGUGUGUGGGGGCGACGGCACAGUGGGCUGGGUGCUGGAUGCCAUCGAUACUAUGAAGCUGAAGGGCCAAGACCAGUUUAUGCCGAGGGUGACCAUCCUGCCCCUGGGGACAGGAAAUGACCUUUCCAACACUCUAGGCUGGGGUGCCGGGUAUGCUGGAGAGAUCCCCGUGGAACAGGUUCUCCGUAACAUCGUUGAUGCCGAGGUGGUCAAAAUGGACAGAUGGAAAGUGCAGGUGGCUUCAAAAGGCCUCUACUUCCGUAAACCAAAGGUUCUGUCCAUGAACAACUACUUCUCCGUGGGGCCAGACGCUCUGAUGGCGCUCAACUUCCACACACACCGCGAGAAAACGCCCUCCUUUUUCUCCAGCCGCAUCAUCAACAAGACCGUAUAUUUCCUGUAUGGCACCAAAGAUUGUUUAGUGCAGGAAUGUAAGGAUCUGGAUAAGAGGAUUGAGUUGGAGCUGGACGGGGAGAGGGUGGCCCUGCCCAGUCUGGAGGGCAUCAUCGUUUGUAACAUCGGCUACUGGGGUGGAGGCUGUAGACUCUGGGAGGGUAUGGGGGAUGAACCGUGCCCCCCCACACGGCUGGAUGAUGGUCUGCUGGAGGUGGUGGGGGUGUUUGGCUCCUUCCACUGUGCCCAGAUCCAGGUCAAGCUGGCCAAUCCUGUACGGCUGGGACAGGCUCACACUGUCAGGCUGGUUCUCAAGAGCUCAAAGAUGCCCAUGCAGGUGGACGGGGAGCCGUGGGCCCAGGGUCCCUGCACUAUCACCAUCACACACAAGACCCAGGCCCUCAUGCUGUACCACAGCGCCGAGCAGACGGACGAUGACGACGACGAAUCCAGCGCCUCUGAGACUGAGAGCCCCACCCCUCAUGACUCACCCAGGCCCCCGGGGCUGGCGUCCGCUCGCGCAUGACCCGGCCCCAGACAUCAUGUGGUCUGAAGCUCCUCUUAACUAAGUUUCUGUCUUCUUUUCUGAAGCCCAGUUUCUAUUCAUACCUCAUUUGCAAUGCCACUAAGUCAUCCUCCUCUUUGAACACACUUUUAUCCUCAAAUCACGGUGAUGAGAAGGUGUUUCAUAUGUUUUCAGAGAGCUCACAGGGGCUAAAAAAGGUCUGGAGAUGGGCUGGUUUGAUUUGUUUUUCGGUCUUUUAUCUCCACACUCCCCAUAAAUUGUAACCCAGAGCUCAGGCAGUUCCCCCUCCACAGGUGGGACAAUCAGGAGGAGGUGGAUGUUUUGGAGAACGAUUGUUGUUUAUUUGCACUGAUCCCUUGUGCCAUAGCCAUCUAUAGUCAACUUUACUGUAUGUAUUAUACUGUAUCUACAACUGAAUGCCCAGCGUAGCGCUGCAGGUAUCAGUGAACCAUUUUUAACAAGUUUCCCAGGUUUAAUUGACCAAAUCCCCUCAAAGCCAUGUCUAAAUCAGCAGCAGGUGAUGGAGCAUUAAUACAGGAUACAACUGUACUGUCACAACAGUUUGGCUGAAGGUACAUCCAAAGCUGUUUUUGCCCAUUUUGUACUCCAGAAAGAGCACAAACAAACAGCAAGUAAGUAUCUCCUGCAUUUGCAGAUAAGGCUUUGAAAUGUGUGUAUGUGUAAGCCAAAAGGUGUCUGGAUCUCGAUGGAGCAAGGGCUCUGUUACAACUGCAGUGUGUUUUCAAUCACUGGACAUGUUAGUUUGCUUACUUCAUGAUGCCCUGUCUCAAGUAGCUCGCCAAGACGCUAGACUGUACUAAGAUACAGUCUUGAAUUCAUAUUUAACUUUCCCGUAAGAGCUAUAGAGAGUAAAGUCCCUUCCCUUCCGGUGGACCCCAUAGGACCUUAUUUCAGAAAAAAUAUGUACAGUAGUCAACGGAGAGAGACAAAUAUUUUUUUUGAACCUGUCUGAAUUGUGCCAUGAAUCAUACAUCAUGAUGUUUGUCAAGGGAGGAAGAGUAAUAACUCUGGAUUCAGCUAUUAGUGCGUUUUACAACUUUUAGGACCUAAUGAUUUAAAUAAGGACUAUUCUAGUGUUUGUACUGGGAAGUCGAUUCACCUCAAAAAAAAUUAUCCGCUGAGUUACA